AUGAUAGGCCUUAUUUAGGCUGAAACCUUUGUUCAAUCGUUUGGUGCAAAUACAUUAGAGGCUUUUAUGAUCAAUAAUAAAACUUUGAGAUUGUUUAUGACUGUCCCUAUUAAUAAUUUCUUUGCUGUAGGGUUUGGUUCUUAAAUGGUUAACACUGAUAUGAUACUGACUUAGUCUAGAGGAAACCUUAGCACAGCUUACGAUUUAUGGUCGACAAGACAUGGGAGGCCAUCCACAGAUGAAGUAUAAGAUAUUAAAUAUGGUUUCAUUUGGAAUGAAACGCAUACCACUUUUUAAAUAGAUAGAAAAAUUGACACAGGUGACACAGCGCAAGACUUCGUUGUAAUAGUUGUAAGAUUUUUUAUAACAUUUAUCAUUUACAAGGGUGAACCUAUGUCUAUGAUUUUUUCUUAUCAUACUAGCUCGGCAACUCUUACUAAGCAUACAAACAAGGGAGGAUUUACAAUGACUCUGAUUCCACCGAUUUAUAACGCAUCAAAUCAAGAGAAUAAUGAUUCAAAUAAGAGUCUAGGAGAAAAUUUCACUAUAGGAAAUAUAACAUCAGAGAUCUAUGGUGCAAAUUAUGAUGAGGCGUCAUUUCAUAGAAUCCAUGGAUGGAUUCUUUGGCUAUCAUGGGGCCCUUUAGCUUUUAUCUAGUUGACAACGACUCGAUAUAUGAAAACCUUUACCUAUGGAAUUUGGAUUCACAUGCUUGCAGGAUUGCUAAACAUGAUUGCUACACUAACCCUCGGAAUUCUUGCACUUUAAUAAUCUGAUUAUGUCAUUGAUGAUAAUCCUCAUUCAUAAAUUGGAGUCUCAAUCAUGGUGAUAGUUAUUGCUGUAAAUUUCACAGGGGUAAUAAUGCGAAUGAGAAUUUUCAGAAGAUUUAGAAUUUAUUGGAUUCAUAAAGUAAUGGGGUAUUCCAUUCUAAUUGUAGCUUAAAUUUAAUUAGUUUUGGGAGUUUUAAUGUAUUCUCGAAACUACUUAGAAUUUAAAUCUCCCUUAGGCUUUAUUCAUGUCGGAAUUUUUGGUAUGUUCUUGGCUGGCAUUGAAAUCUAUCAUCAAAUGCGUUUGAGAUCUAAAAAAAUAGAGAUGAAGAUGAAGAGUAGGCUAAUAUCACUCUAUCAGUUUAAUUAAUUAGUAGCUCAUGGACGUUAAUUUGUGAUUCUGGAUGAUAAAGUUAUAGAUGUAGAGACAUUCUUUGAUAAUCAUCCAGGGGGAAGAUCACUGUUAAAGUUAAACAUAGGUAGAGAUAUAACUAAAUUCUUUUACGGAGCUUAUGAAUUCAAGAACAUAAAUAAUGUAGAUAUCAAGAAUUGUCACUCAAGUCUAGGUUAUUAAUUAGCCACUUAAAUGACUGUUGGUAGACUUGAGAACAACUAUAAUUAGGAAUACUUAGUAUAACUUAUCUAUUCCUCUUAAUUAUUAGGGAAACAUACUAAAACUUUCGUUUUUUAAGGUUAGGAAUUGAGAUCUGGCAUGUAAAAAUACUAUUCUAAUAUUGGCAUGAUAGGCCGUCAUUUCACUCUAUGCAGUUCUAAAUAAAGAACAUUGAAGAGAUAAUAUUACAUAUGUAACUGCCUAAUGCCUAAAAUUUAUGAGUAGUAUAUGCAACUGAUUGAAAAAUUUUUGAAUAAUAAGAGUAAGUUACAUCUUGACAAUUCAAUCAUUCAAGAUGGGGCAUCAAAUAGAAUAGCAUUAACUGUAAAAGCAAUUUCUAAAAGAAGGGGUCUUUCAAAUAUGAUUUUUUAACGUUAACUAGGGGAUAAUUUUAUUUUAAACGGCCCUUUUGGAAAAGGCCUUGAAUUAUAAUAUUCUGGAGUGCAUAUUGCUUUUACAACAGGAUAGGGUUCAUUAGCCUAUUUAGAUUUAGUAGCACAUUUGAUUAGGAAGAACUUGGAUCUCUUAGACAAGGAAGAGGCCAAAUAACUCAGUUUUAGUGAUUUUAAAUUUAUCAUGAUUGUCUGUGUGCCCAAUAAGAAACAUGCUCUUGGAUAUCAAUUAUGCAAAGGACUAGUCUAGAUAUGUAAGCGCUAAAACAGAGAAAAUUUUGAAUAUAAGCUAAAGAAAAUUUAGAAUGCAAAUCAAUUUUGGAAUGAAGAAUACAUUAUUUCUGAAAUGGAUUAAUUUAAAGAAGCAGAAAAAAUUUGGGUCAAUGGUCCAAAUAGAAUGAAUUAGGCGUUUGACAUUGCUUUUAAGUAGCUAGCUAUUUAGCAUUAGUAGUACUAAUAAGCUUUUAAAUAUGAGAUAUUUUGA
Stylonychia lemnae is the source of this 2256-nucleotide messenger RNA. The record is from the annotation of a GenBank genome assembly. NCBI's taxonomy places the organism in Eukaryota, Ciliophora, Spirotrichea, Sporadotrichida, Oxytrichidae.